CUCGAAAAGUUCGUAUCGGCAGGAAAAAAGAAGACGGACCUAAUCGGAGUCGUCUUCGCUAGUGCAACGGUAAACUUACGAUUUUAUAAAACUCCAAUACGAUUUGUGCAGUCAUAA
Molecule: messenger RNA, 117 nt
Organism: Haemonchus placei
Lineage: Eukaryota; Metazoa; Nematoda; Chromadorea; Rhabditida; Trichostrongylidae
Source: the annotation of a GenBank genome assembly